Molecule: messenger RNA, 1284 nt
Organism: Microthlaspi erraticum
Lineage: Eukaryota; Viridiplantae; Streptophyta; Magnoliopsida; Brassicales; Brassicaceae
Source: the annotation of a GenBank genome assembly
AUGUCGAAUACAACCUCUGACCUCCAUAGCCGUCUUCUCCGAUUAUCCGAACCAAUAGCAGAGAUUCUCAGACGCACACCGCAAGAGACCACAGCCAAAGUAUCCACCAAAGAUAUACUCUUGUCUCUGUUACCAAACACUUCCUCUCCUCACUUAAUCAACGAAGAAGAGCGUCUCGCUUCCAUCAAGAGUCUCGCGCUUGCCUGUGCCCUUCUCUCUUCUUCUCGAUCCUCCACUCACGAACUCCUCUCAUGGAUCCCAGAAAGCCUCUCAAUCGCAGGGGAAUCAGCAUUCCGCGAGAUCUCUCGGGAUUACUUCAGUGAAUCUCCGAACAGUAAUGGUGAGAAGCUUGAGGAAUUGGUGAUUGAAUUGUUGCCGAUUGUGUUGCCGGAGUUGAAAGACACAAUCGAAGAGAGCUCAAACAGUGAAGCAGAGGAUGGUUCAGCUGCAAUUGCGAGAAAACCAGUUGAAUAUGCAAUCCUGGCUGUUCAUCAGCUCAGAUGGUUUGUGACUCAGGUUGAGAAACCGAAUUUGGCGAAAGUUUGCAACUUGGUGGUUCCUUGUGCUUUGACAGCACUUGAUCAUUGGUCUCCUCAAGUCAAAGGACAGGGAAUGAUAAGCUUUGUACAUUUGGCUAAAAAUGUGAGUUCGAGUGAUCUUGGUUCGUAUGGAGAUGUGGUUCUUGAUGCUUGUUAUCAGAAUAUAGCUUCAGAUGAUGAGAUUUGGAUUCAUGUGGUAGUUUUAUCUGUGCUUCUCGUGACUAAAAUCCACCCAAACAAUCCACGCAGCCCCUGGUACGAGAAGAUCAUGAAUGAGAUGCUUGGCCAUGUGGAACGCCAACCAAGAAACAAAGAGCGGCGUAUCGCUUGGCUAAGAUUCAUGGAGCCACUCUUGAACGCUCUAGGCCUGUUCUUGCUUGCUCAUUUUCGACGUAUCUUCCCUCUUUUCUUUCAAUGGAUGCAUUCAGACGAUGCUGAAACCGUUUUGUUGGUUCUUGAGAGACUGGAGACGGUAGUGAGGUUGACAUGGAUUAGAAACUCACCUGUGAUUCCAAGAUUGGUGGAGGAGCUUGUUUCCUUGUACAAACAGUCAUCGAUGCGUAAGGAGCGCGAUGAAAUUAGAGCUCUUAUCCUCCGUAUCUUGAUGCUACUCCGAGAGAGCAAAGGCUUACAGUUUGAGUCAGCAUGGAGUCAGCACAAGGAGGAUCCAAAUUUGAGCACCGUUGGCGAAUAUAUAUGGAGUAGGUCGUCUUCAUCUGAAGACCUCCUUCGCUCAGAGUCUUAG